AUGUUGGUAGGUUCGGGUGUAUCAUCCGGGGAGAUUACCCGAAUGAUGCGUAUUUUCCGGCAUGGUGGAGUCAAGUGUCAGGAUGAAGGUGAUGAUCAGGCUGCCAACGAGAACAUUUGUUCAGUUCUUAAGCAGGGCAUAAAGUCCUGUACUCUGUUUCGCCUACAGCAGUCGGCUGCUAGUGCUACCAUUGCUGCUCUGACGGGAUCAGGUAUCCCUCUUUCUACGGCGUGGGACAUUGUGCACAACAAUCCUAUAUUGCUAACUCUUAAUGUGGGCGAAAUAGAGUCACUAUGUCGUGAGUUAGUGGCAUCCGGUGUUGACAUUGGCGAUUUUGCAUCAAUAUUAUCACAGCACUUGCCACAGAACAAUGCAACACGCUGCUAA
Babesia sp. Xinjiang is the source of this 387-nucleotide messenger RNA. RefSeq lists its product as uncharacterized. Bases 1 to 387 code for a protein of 128 amino acids. The record is from RefSeq and is a predicted model, not a curated record. The transcript has a single exon. Lineage: Eukaryota; Apicomplexa; Aconoidasida; Piroplasmida; Babesiidae.